UGCGCCACCCUCCCGGGACUGCCCCCGCUGCGCGCUGCUCUUUUCCUCCCGGCUCGGUCUGCGCGCCGCUUCUCCGCCGAGCAUGGGGCUGCCUCGGAGGGCGGGGGACCCGGCGGAGCUGCGCAAGAGCCUGAAGCCGCUGCUGGAGAAGCGCCGCCGCGCGCGCAUCAACGCGAGCCUGAGGCAACUCAAGGGGCUCAUCCUGCCGCUGCUGGGCAGGGAGAGCUCCCACUGCUCGAAGCUGGAGAAGGCGGACAUCCUGGAGAUGACCGUGCGCUUCCUGCAGGAGCUGCCCGCGUCCUCCGGCCCCGCGGCAGCACCCGCGCCCUCCGACAGCUACGGUGAGGGCUACCGCGCCUGCCUGGCGCGUCUGGCCCGUGUGCUGCCCGCCUGCCGCGUCCUGGAGCCCGCCGUGAGCGCUCGCCUGCUGGAGCACCUGCGGCGGAGGGCGGCCGGCACCACCCCCGACGGGGGGCGCGCUGGGGACUCCUGCGGCCCUCCCGCGCCUUCCCCGCCGGCCGCGCCUGCGCCCGCGCCCCCUGAACCUCCCCGCGGCCUCUGGAGGCCCUGGUAGCCCCCUAGCCAGUCCCCGGACCCUGCUGGCUGCAAGAGACCUGGGGCGCUGGGCAGACAGAGGAAACCCGUGGUGCCAGCUGCCGUUCCCGUCACGAGGUAGCAGCCCAGCAUCCACAGGCCGCAACCUGGAUGUUUGGGAUCCGUGUGGCGACUGAAGGCCAUGCUGGCUCAGCUUAAGGCAAUCAGUGGAGCAGCCCAGCCUCACCCCAACUUGGGUGCGUCUAGGUGGAGGUGAAGGGGGCAGGUGGCUGCAGAGGGAGGAAGGAGCCCCCCACCGCAGCGACUGGAGGUGGGCCCUGGUACUGCGCCAGCCAUGCUUGGGCAGCUGGCACCAGCCCAAAGACUGGGCCAGGAGCUCACGUCUAUUCUGACUGGUCACUGCCCUCCCAGUUGGGCCUGGCUCCUUAACAGCUCAGCUUUGGAACCUCUGGACACACAAUAGCAAUGGCCUGAGGGGCUCUAUGGGCCGGCAGCCAUCACCUCUGCUCCUGGGCUCUCCUGUCCCAUGCUUUCAGUUAUAGGGACCGGGUGCAGCCAAGGCUCUGUGUUGCUGGGGUUGGGGGCAUUGUAACAGGGCCUUGGACUUACUUGGACUUACUUCCCCAGCGUUAAGUUACCUCUAGGGGGUCUUGGGGUGUGAGGAAGGGGUGGGAUAAGGAGGGUGCCCUGUGGCCUCAAGGAAGCUUGUCGCUUGGAGGGCCUGGGCCCAGCAGAGUCCAUGCCAAUGUGAGGUGAGCAGGGCCUGUGUGUCACCCAGAGCGGCAGAAAUUCAGGGGAUAAGAACAAAUAAAGGAGCAGGGAAACACCUUUCCUCAUUUUCUCUUGCAAA
Molecule: messenger RNA, 1405 nt
Organism: Neofelis nebulosa (Clouded leopard)
Lineage: Eukaryota; Metazoa; Chordata; Mammalia; Carnivora; Felidae
Gene: HES2
Product: hes family bHLH transcription factor 2
Exons: 4
Coding region: 83-574 (163 amino acids)
Biological process (GO): anterior/posterior pattern specification; regulation of transcription by RNA polymerase II; regulation of neurogenesis
Cellular component (GO): nucleus
Molecular function (GO): DNA-binding transcription factor activity, RNA polymerase II-specific; RNA polymerase II cis-regulatory region sequence-specific DNA binding; protein dimerization activity
Source: RefSeq, a predicted model, not a curated record